This is a messenger RNA of Nilaparvata lugens (brown planthopper), 388 nucleotides long. RefSeq lists its product as uncharacterized. The record is from RefSeq and is a predicted model, not a curated record. The transcript is spliced from 2 exons. The annotation marks the transcript as partial. NCBI's taxonomy places the organism in Eukaryota, Metazoa, Arthropoda, Insecta, Hemiptera, Delphacidae.
GCAGACAACAUGGAAUAUGACAACAAAAAUUCUAUUUCUGCAGCAGAAUUAGAUGACAAUAUAGAAUUAGAAGAUGAACAACCGAUGAAGGCUAAUCCUCUGACAGAAAUAGAGGACAACAUCAUGAUAGAUGAAUGCAUGAAUGAUGUGAAUGGUCUACAAGAGUAUGAAACCCAGAUGUUCACAGAAUUGAAAGAGUUUGAUGUAACAAAUACUUGCUUUACAACAGAAAUAGCAGACAACAUGGAAUAUGACCAACAAAAUUCUAUUUCUACAGCAGACAAUAUAGAAUUAGAAGAGAACACAGAAACCUGGGAGGAGUACAUAAAUGUUAAAGGAAGGACUGUUAACUGUAGGAAUGUGAAACCACCCUGCAACGAACUGAAGU